GAUUCCUUGCGCUUCAGAAUCAGUUUGAUCGGAUACCGAGUAGGAAACAUUAUUCGUAAUGAAGGUGACACUGUUCUUUGUACUGUUCUGCGGAUUGCUAGCGGUGUCCGUAGCUGCACCUCAGCCACAAAUUCUGUCUGGAAUAAUUUCUGCUUUCGGCAAUUUACUUGGAACAUUCAUUUCGACUUUUAACACCAUCCUCAGUGGCGUGCAGACGCAAGUUAACAACACUUUAACAACUCUCACCGGUCUUAUUGUAAACGUAACUACAAAGGCCGAAACUACUCUCCUGACUGCUCUGAAGAAUGCCAACACCACGCUGACCAACGCUCAAACAACAUUAACCAAUGUGGCCAAUACUGCAUUGACAAAUAUUUCAACGGCAUUACAAACUCAGAUCCAAACAGCGGUUACAAACUUGCAAACGCUAGUACAGAAGCUCAAUGCCACGCUAUCGGCUGCUGCCAACAAUGCGUCCGCGGCAAACAGCACCUUCGUGGCUAAUGUGAAUAACCUGACCACAGCCGUCAAUACUGCUAUUCAGAACGUUACGACUACUUUGGCUACGAUCGUCGGAACUACGGUGGCGACUACUGGUAGCACGGUAGGCACCAUCAUCUCGGGAGUUGGCAGUUUCUUCGGAAAUUUGUUCAGUUCCAUAUUCGGAUAGAAUGGCGUUAAUGAAACCAAAUGCAGAAUUGACAAUAAAUAGAUGAGAAUAGAA
Malaya genurostris is the source of this 724-nucleotide messenger RNA. RefSeq lists its product as uncharacterized. The record is from RefSeq and is a predicted model, not a curated record. The transcript has 2 exons. Lineage: Eukaryota; Metazoa; Arthropoda; Insecta; Diptera; Culicidae. Bases 59 to 670 code for a protein of 203 amino acids.